UUUCUAUCAUUUACAUUCGACCAAUCUAACCUAUCAGACACUUUACUGUAUGCGUAUGCACAUACCGCGUCUCUAUUUUCACCCGCCAGUCUAGUUUUCUUUGUAAUUUUCCAUUUAUUCUCGAAUACACGUCCUAAUUGUUUACAAUUUAUUAGUGUUUCUAACAAAUAUGUAUCUAAAGAAGAAAACUUUUCAUAAGAAUUACUUCUUCGAUGAAGUAUUUGGUGAUAUUAUUAGUUCUACAAUUCUCUUAGAUUUUCAAAAAAAAAAAAAAAAAACAUGGAGGCCUUCGACCCAACCUAGCAGACACUGACGUUAUUGUGUAUGCACAUUAUAUAGCGUCGUUCAGUUUACGUAGGAUUUGUUGCAGGGCUAUCUUUGUUCAGAGCUAAAUAUUGAAUACGUCUGAAUAAUUUAUAAUUAAUUCGUUAAAAAUGAAUUUAUCGCAGAAAACUUUCAAAGAAAGACGCCCCUUUGCAAUGAGGGUAGCCGAUGUGGAAGCUAUUAAAAAGAGAUAUCCAAAUAAAAUUCCUUUAGUGGUAGAAAGAUUACCAGGAGAAAAGCACUUACCAACUUUACAUAACGCUAAAUUUUUGAUACCCGAUUUCUUAUCAGUGGCAGAAUUAAUCAAAAUUUUAAGACUUAAACUACAGCUAAAUCCAUCACAAGCAUUUUAUCUAUUAACGAAUAGUAAUAAAAGUUUGGUAAGCGGUGGCAUGACCAUGUUGCAACUGUAUCAAAGGGAACAGGAUGAGGAUGGAUACCUGUACGUCUUAUUCGCCAGUCAAGAAGUAUUUGGUCAUAACUAACGCAAUAAUUUAAUUGCAAGUAAAUAUAAUGUUUUAGAUAACAAAACAAAACAAAACAAAAGAAAAAAAUAUAAAAAUUAAGUUAGACGCGAUUUAAUCUAUACGCAUAUAUCGGAUAUUUUCACAAAAUAUUAGAUUUUAAUCAUAGAUCUGCUACUACAUGUUUGCCUUUAAACCGAACGCGCAGAACCCUGUGAUCAACUCGCAGUACCUGUCAAAAUAUUAACCAGAACAAUCGUAUUUGAAAUUUGCAUCUGAAAUCAUCAUGGUGCUUGGAAUUUUUGUCAACUAAGUCCAUAGUAUUCAAAAGAAUUAGAAUGAAUUUAGUUUAUUACUGAUCGUCUGGGUAGAUGCUAGUACUCUCUAUGGAAACACGCUUAACAGUGAUAAUAUAUAAUUAAAACAAUACUUUACGAUAUAUAUAUAUAUAUAUAUUAAGGAAUGCGAAUCUUAUGCGAUACGAUAAUUCUUUAGAUUCUGUAUCGUUUAAUUAAAAUCCACUAACUUAUAAUUAGCAUUCGAUAUAAUGCAAAUUUAGUAACACUACAUGAAUUAUUUAUGCAAUAUAUAAACAGUGUGUGAUACGUACUUUCAACGUUAUAUAUACAUACAUACAUGCAUACGUAUCUUAUAUGCAAUGAACUCUUGUAAUAGAUAAUUGUUAUGAUUUUAAAUGUGAUGGAAAUGUCAGUCAAUUUAUAUCGAAGUUAGAUAACUUUAAGUUUACCAUUACUCCUAGAACAAGUAUAGAUAUAUGCUGUGAAAUAAUUUCUGUGGUAUAUUCGUCAUAUCUCGUUUUUACCGUAAUAUACUUAUUCAGAAAUUCUGCAAUAUUCGUGGAAGUGUUCAUGUACAUAAUCUAAUAUAUCUAUACAUACAUACUUACAAUGUGAUCUAUAUCGGAUAUUAGUCCAAGAGCCUCUGUAUUCUUAUUUCGAGUUCGACUUUGAAAGCACUUUCCAUAUUUACAUCCGUCGAUCGAAAUGGUGCUUUUAACGCGCAGAGCAAUGUUCGAAUAGUGGCCUUAGAAUCUAAAUUAAGACUGGGCAUUUAAAAUAUGAAUUUCUCUUUAUGUCUUUAAUAAUAAUUAUUUUAAAUAUAUACAGUUAAUCGCGCCGAUUGGAACAUAAGGUCUUGGACAAUCUUCCAAACUGUAAUUUACCAUUCUUAUGAUUACUGUAAAUCGACUAAAAAGAUAAGAGUACCUGUUAAAAAGAAAGAAAGAGAAAAAAGAAUUGUAAAAAUAACUUCGAUUAUUUAUAUAAAUAUAUAUAUUGAAUGAUCUCUUGCAAUUCUGCAACAAAGCGAUUGACGGAAUAUAAAGACAAUGUCAUUUGUCAUGUCGUUGGCAAUAUCUUCGUCUUAUAUAAUGGAACCAAUUUAGCACUACGAUUGUUAACAAAAAUUACGUUAUACAUAAGGAGUACUCACUUUUUUAAAACGAAAAUAAUUCACAUUAUACGAAAAUUCAUUUUAGAAUAUUAAACGUUUCGAAUUUUUUAUACGAAAAGAAGAAGAAGAAGAAGAAGAAGAAAAAAAAGUAAUAGUAUUAACUUAAAACGCACGAUCGAAAAUAUCACGUACAAAGUUCUAACUCAAUACAUCUACGAUUAGGUAUAGCAAUAAAAUAAAUAGUGUUAGACUUAAUUAUUCAAAUUUUCCUUUGGUUCAUAUCAUUUCUAUUACAUGCAUUAAGAAUGUACUCUACGCGUAUGUAAUAAAUCCAUAUGCAAUAAA
This is a messenger RNA of Polistes dominula (European paper wasp), 2546 nucleotides long. RefSeq names its product microtubule-associated protein 1 light chain 3 beta. Lineage: Eukaryota; Metazoa; Arthropoda; Insecta; Hymenoptera; Vespidae. The record is from RefSeq and is a predicted model, not a curated record.